CUCUCGUUGCGCCGUUUCCUUCUUUCUUCCUUUUCUUCCUCUUCUCUGUCCUCUUCUUCUCGACUAUCCUCCGUAACCGUGGUUGAGAGGUAUUGAUUCACUUGCUUUUAUUCAUUACAAUCUCUUCGUGGAGACGGACUUGGCAACAGUCUGAUCUCCUUCCCCCGCAGCAGCCCCUCUCGUUGUUGGAUCGAUCGAUUGAUUGAUGUACUACCGUCAUUCUGCUCCUCCCCCUCCCCAGGGAUGGUCUCAGGGAUGGUCUGGUGACUACCCUCGCCAGCAACCGGGAUACUGGCCUCCCCCGCAGCAGCAACACUACCCCGCGCAAUAUCCCCCGUCAGGCCCUCCACCUCCUCACUCGUAUAACCAAUAUCCCCCUCAGCAUUAUCCCUCGCCUGGCCCGUACGGUCCCCCUCAUACGCCAACCCCGCCUCCGCAAUCCUCGUCGCCUUACCGGUCAUACCACAGCCACUCGCAAUCAUGGCAUCAAAAUAACACUCCGCCGCGUCCGCCCCAGGAGGCACAGCACUUCGGUCGCGGAGCCCCGUCUAAUUACCGAUUCCAGUACUCCACUUGCACGGGUCGCCGGAAAGCCCUGCUGAUCGGAAUUAACUACUUUGGGCAGCCCAAUGCGCUCCGUGGCUGCAUCAAUGAUGUCGCCAACAUGUCGAACUUUCUGCACGAGAAGUUCGGCUACCGGAGAGAGGACAUGGUCAUUUUGACGGAUGAUCAGAAAAAUGCCAUGAGCGUGCCUACGAAGGCCAAUAUUCUGCGCGCGAUGCAGUGGCUUGUGAAGGAUGCCCAGCCGAAUGAUUCUCUCUUUGUUCAUUUCUCCGGUCACGGUGGACGAACGCCAGAUCUUGACGGAGACGAAGAAGAUGGCUACGAUGAUGUUAUUUAUCCUCUGGAUUACCGUACCGCUGGGCACAUUGUGGAUGACGAUAUGCACGCCAUCAUGGUCCGUCCACUCAGGCCCGGUGUCCGAUUAACCGCCAUUUUCGACUCGUGUCACUCCGGUACUGCACUUGAUCUGCCCUACGUAUACUCGACACAGGGUAUUCUGAAAGAGCCCAACCUGGCCAAAGAGGCCGCACAAGACCUGUUCAGCGCUGUCCUCUCGUACGGCAAAGGAGACCUGGGCAGCAUGGCGCAGACGGCCAUUGGGUUCUUCAAAAAAGCGGCCAUCGGCGAUUCCGCCCGACAGCGCACGGUAAUGACCAAGACCUCGCCGGCGGACGUGGUCAUGUUCUCGGGAUCAAAGGACACGCAGACCUCGGCGGAUACAUUCCAAGACGGAGAAGCUCGAGGAGCCUUGAGUUGGGCUUUCAUCAAGUCAUGGACACAGCAGCCUAAUCAGAGCUACCUGCAACUACUCAACUCGAUUCGGUCGGAAUUAGAAGGAAAAUAUACCCAAAAGCCGCAGCUGAGCUGCAGUCAUCCAUUGGUUGCAGAUGUCAAUUUGCUUUUUGUUAUGUGA
This is a messenger RNA of Aspergillus steynii IBT 23096, 1477 nucleotides long. RefSeq lists its product as uncharacterized. Gene Ontology annotation, biological process: proteolysis. NCBI's taxonomy places the organism in Eukaryota, Fungi, Ascomycota, Eurotiomycetes, Eurotiales, Aspergillaceae. The record is from RefSeq and is a predicted model, not a curated record. The transcript has 8 exons. Bases 206 to 1477 code for a protein of 423 amino acids. Gene Ontology annotation, molecular function: cysteine-type endopeptidase activity.